AUGAUGAUAAAUGAGACAGUUUUCUUCAAUACAUCUAUAAAGGCACUAAAGCUGCCUUCUUCUAUCACUAAUGUUUCUGAUUUCGCUUUCUAUGGAAUGUUUAAUUUGGAAAAAAUUGAUUUGUCAAAUACAAAAGUGACAAAAAUUUUUGAAAAUACUUUUUCUGAUUGUUUCUCACUGAAAUCGAUCCAUCUUCCAACUGAGUUAGCUGAAAUAGAGCAUGCCGCGUUUCUUUAUUGUUCUGAAUUGAGUUUUAUUUACUAUUGCGGCAAAAAUGAUUUUUCUCAGCACCAAAUCUUUUCUGUUAAGCCAAAAAUAUACGUUACACAAGAUUAUCCAGCACAUAGAUUUGGUAUGCUCAGAGUAAGAAGAUCUAAUAUUUGUUUUAGUAUGAAUUUUAGAAAUAAAUCUAAAAUUAUCAAAAUUGCUCCUAAAGUAGAGCCACCAAGACCCAACAAAAGAUGGCAGGAGUUGUUAUUAGAGAAUAGAGUUGAUGAAAACCCUAUUGAUACUGGUUUUAUCAUUAAAUCUGAUAAUGAUUUUGAAAAUGACGAAGUUGAAAUCGAACCUCCUUAUUCUUAUGAUGAAGAAGAAAGAGAUCCCACUCCAACUCCUCAAGAACCUUCUCGUAAGAAGCGAAAAGAAGAAAAUCAAUUUAAUCAUCAAGAUCAAGGCGAAAAUUACUUUGAUGACGAUGAGGAUAAUUCAGCGAAGUUUAUUUUGAUAUUUGUAGUGUUUGCAAUCGCUGUUGGAAUUCUUGCUUUAUUUAUGCAAGAAUUGAGGCCAAAACAGAUGAAUGCAAACGAUAUUGAGGCCAUGAACGCUCAGUCGAAUACUAAAAAGCAUAAGCAUUCUAAAAAGAGCUAUCCAGACUACGAUUCUUCAGAUUCAUUCCAAUGA
Molecule: messenger RNA, 900 nt
Organism: Trichomonas vaginalis G3
Lineage: Eukaryota; Parabasalia; Trichomonadida; Trichomonadidae
Product: ribonuclease inhibitor domain-containing protein
Exons: 1
Coding region: 1-900 (299 amino acids)
Source: RefSeq, a predicted model, not a curated record